UCCCCUAAUCUGUCGAAUCCCAUUUACUUACUAAACUCUUCUCACGCGGUGAACCAAACAUGAGAGAUUUUCUUGCUCUGCCCGCUUCUCCACAAGUUUCAACUUGGAACAAUUCCCACUCUUAGGGCUUUUUAGUCACCGAAAGGAAAAAGCCCUGAGGCCCUCUUCUUUCACUCGAAGCCUCUAUGACACCUUCGCGCCGCUCAACCCUAAUUGCCUUACCAACCCCACCUCGUCGCCGCCUCAAGAGCAGCGCCUUCUUUGGCGUCCGCAAUCGAGUCCAGCAUCGUCUGGGACAGCGUCUACUUCAUCCGGAUUGCCCAGUGUGGCUACGAGUACGAGCAGUCCUACGCCUUCUUGCCUCUGCUUCCCCUUUGCAUCUCCUUCUUCUCGUGAACAGGUUCGCCCCCAAAGAUUCGGGCUUUCGAUUGUACCUAAUUAGAAAUUUGGCAAUACUUUCCAUAAAGAAGGGUGCAUAUCUUUUGAAAUGUGGAAGAAGGGGAAGCCCAAGUUUUGUCCUUUCCGGCUUUCUACGAUAUGCAAGGACAAAGAGCAAGCUGAUUCUUGGAUUCUAGGAUUUGAGAGUCAUAAUAUCAAGGUGUCACCAUCCUAGACCAUUUAAUAGCUUGAGAGGUCACAAAGGAGUACAAAGUUGUAUUAGUAGUCCCGCUGGUCUUAUUCGGAGAAAGCAUAAUCUUGGACUUUCGGAGGAUGCCACUGAAUUUUCCCAGGUAGGGUUCUUAAUUUUCAGAGGUCUUACCUCUA
Morus notabilis is the source of this 765-nucleotide messenger RNA. RefSeq lists its product as uncharacterized. Bases 186 to 575 code for a protein of 129 amino acids. Lineage: Eukaryota; Viridiplantae; Streptophyta; Magnoliopsida; Rosales; Moraceae. The record is from RefSeq and is a predicted model, not a curated record. The transcript has 3 exons.